UUCUCGCGCGGCCCCUCGUCAGAUUUCAACACGCUCUUAUCUCUCCCACGGCCCAAAAGAAAAAAAAAAGAAAAAGGAAAAACGCGAUUCAUUCCUUCAACUUCUCCCCUUAUUAUUGCUUAAUCUCGCUCCCCUCUCCUGCUGUCUCGUCGGUUUCCACGGCCGGCUUCGUUCGAUUCCGGCAGCUCCUUCGCUGUCUUGGGGAUCCGAUCCUCCGUCGUAGCUGGGGUUUUGAUUCGAAUGCUUUGGCUGCGCCGAUGGGAACUGGUUUCUGGUUAAAUGCCAUCUAUUUCGGUGAUCUUGAUCUGUAUAUAUAUUUUGAAUAAGUGCAGCAUGUUUUGGAUUUCUUGUGUUCGUGAGCCGAUUGAGUUUGGUUGGGAUUGAAUGGACCAGUACGAGAAGGUGGAGAAGAUUGGGGAAGGGACCUACGGAGUGGUGUACAAGGCUCGAGACCGUCUCACCAAUGAGACGAUAGCUCUGAAAAAGAUUCGCCUGGAGCAAGAAGACGAGGGAGUUCCCAGCACAGCCAUAAGAGAGAUCUCGCUCUUGAAGGAAAUGCAGCACAACAACGUAGUCAGGUUGCAAGAUGUAGUUCACAGUGAGAAACGGAUUUACUUAGUUUUUGAGUAUCUGGACUUGGACCUGAAGAAACACAUGGAUUCCUGUCCAGAGUUUGCUAAAGAUCCUCGUCUAGUUAAAAAAUAUCUCCAUCAGAUACUCUGUGGCAUUGCCUACUGUCAUUCUCAUAGGGUUCUUCACCGGGAUCUGAAACCACAGAAUUUGUUGAUAGAUCGCCGUACAAAUGCUUUGAAGCUUGCAGACUUUGGGCUAGCAAGGGCUUUUGGCAUUCCUGUCCGGACAUUUACUCAUGAGGUAGUGACACUCUGGUACAGAGCACCAGAAAUCCUACUUGGAUCCCGGCAUUACUCCACACCUGUUGAUGUGUGGUCGGUCGGCUGUAUUUUUGCUGAAAUGGUGAAUCAGAAGCCAUUAUUCCCAGGAGAUUCUGAGAUUGAUGAAUUGUUUAAAAUAUUCAGAGUACUUGGUACCCCAAAUGAAGAAACUUGGCCAGGGGUCACUUCCCUGCCUGACUUCAAGUCUGCUUUCCCCAAGUGGCCUCCUAAGGAUCUGGCAACAGUGGCCCCAAAUCUUGAACCUGCUGGAAUUGAUCUUCUCUCUAAAAUGCUUCGCCUGGAACCAAGUAAAAGGAUCACAGCUCGGAAAGCUCUGGAGCAUGAGUACUUCAAGGAUCUUGGAUUGGUACCAUGAUUUGCUCUUCUCCACUGUACAUUAUAUCAGCAAGUAUGUCGGAUGUUUUGCGGCUUUAGCCUUGUGUUUCUGUGAGGUUGGUUUGUGAUUCCUUUGUUUUCAUUGCUUUCUCCUGCCUCCGGGACUCUACGGAGAAUUUAUGCUUGGGUGCUUGGGAUUUCCCUACUCAGAUAGCAUGAAAGCAUCUCCUCUUUUCUUCAUGUAUCUGAGGAUAUGCCGAGUGUCAUUUGCUAUGUGGAUUUCUUGCUUUCAUGCUGAAAUUACGAUAAAACACAUUUGAAAGAUCAAGGCACU
This is a messenger RNA of Elaeis guineensis (African oil palm), 1563 nucleotides long. Its product is annotated as cell division control protein 2 homolog A. Gene Ontology annotation, biological process: regulation of G2/M transition of mitotic cell cycle; protein phosphorylation; signal transduction. The record is from RefSeq and is a predicted model, not a curated record. NCBI's taxonomy places the organism in Eukaryota, Viridiplantae, Streptophyta, Magnoliopsida, Arecales, Arecaceae. Gene Ontology annotation, molecular function: cyclin binding; ATP binding; cyclin-dependent protein serine/threonine kinase activity. Gene Ontology annotation, cellular component: cytoplasm; nucleus; cyclin-dependent protein kinase holoenzyme complex.